Molecule: messenger RNA, 2709 nt
Organism: Tyto alba (common barn owl)
Lineage: Eukaryota; Metazoa; Chordata; Aves; Strigiformes; Tytonidae
Gene: STARD3
Product: StAR related lipid transfer domain containing 3
Exons: 16
Coding region: 332-1666 (444 amino acids)
Cellular component (GO): late endosome
Molecular function (GO): cholesterol binding; cholesterol transfer activity
Source: RefSeq, a predicted model, not a curated record
CCUUCCGGGGUCAGCGGCGGCGGCGCGGGGUCGGAAGCGGCUCUCGCCGGGGUUCGCUUCCGGCGGGGACCGGCACCGAGCACCGGGCGGCGGCAGGUGUUUUCUCUCCUGGUGCAGCGUUUGGUGCAAAGGCUGUAACUCUCAGAAGAGGUGACAUGAGAAUUAGCUGUUGAAGUCGUCAUGUGAGCUGAGAAGACACAUUAAUAGGAAGUCGGGGGCGCAGGAGGAAAGGAGAAGCGGUGUCACAAGAUGGAAAGGUUUCUUACUGUGAUGCACUGACUUGGCAGAUGUUGCCCUGAUCGACGUAGGACCCAAGUGGCUUGGGCCAAGGAUGAGCAAACCGACAGACCUGCAGCACGACCUGGAACGAAGCCUCCCAGCCAUAGCGUCCAUCAGCACCUCGUUCUCCCAGAGCCAGGGCUUCUCCCCGUACUGCUACUUCUCUCCGGAGAAGAGGAAAGCCAUCUCGGAUGUGAGGAGAACCUUCUGCCUCUUUGUCACCUUCGACCUGCUCUUCAUCUCUUUGUUGUGGAUAAUCGAAUUGAAUACCAAGGAUGGCAUUCAGAAGAACCUGGAGAAUGAAAUCAUCAAGUACAAUUUCAAGACCUCUUUCUUUGAUAUAUUUGUCUUGGCUUUCUUUCGGUUUUUUGUGUUGCUGCUGGCCUAUGCAAUCGUAAAGCUGCGCCACUGGUGGGUCAUAGCGGUCACUACAUUGGUAUCCAGUGCCUUCCUGAUUGUGAAGGUCAUCCUCUCCAAGCUUCUGACCAAAGGGGCUUUCGGCUAUUUACUUCCUAUCGUCUCGUUUGUCAUUGCUUGGCUAGAGACUUGGUUCCUGGAUUUUAAAGUCCUAACUCAGGAAGCAGAAGAGGAACGAUGGUACCUGGCAGCCCAGGCUGCAGCCUCUCGCAGCUCCCUGCUCUACCCCGGAGCCCUUUCCGAGGGGCAGUUCUACUCCCCGCCGGAGUCCUUCGCGGGGUCGGACAACGAGUCGGAUGAGGAAGGUGCAGGGAGGAAGGCGUUGACAGCUCAGGAGAAAGAGUAUGUCCGACAAGGCAAAGACGCGAUGGAGGUCGUGGACCAAAUCCUCGCCCAGGAGGAGAACUGGAAGUUUGAGAAGAACAAUGACUUUGGUGACGUUGUUUACACUUUCGAAAUACCUUUCCACGGCAAGACCUUUAUUUUAAAGGCUUUCCUGCAGUGCUCUGCUGAAACAGUUUACCAGGAGGUUAUUCUCCAGCCUGAGAAGAUGAUCCUGUGGAACAGAACAGUGGCAGCUUGCCAGAUCUUGCAGCGGGUUGAAGACAACACGAUCGUCUCGUACGAUGUGGCAGCUGGGGCUGCAGGCGGUGUUGUUUCCCCAAGGGAUUUUGUGAACGUGCGCCGGAUCGAGAGGAGGAGAGACAGGUACAUUUCCUCAGGGAUGUCGACCACGCACAGCCUCAAGCCUCCGCUCUCCAAGUAUGUCAGGGGUGAGAACGGGCCCGGAGGAUUCAUCGUGCUGAAAUGUCCCAGCAACCCCAGGGUCUGCACGUUCAUCUGGAUUCUCAACACGGACCUGAAGGGCCGCCUGCCCCGGUACCUGAUCCACCAGAGCUUGGCUGCCACCAUGUUCGAGUUCGCCUUCCACCUCCGCCAGCGGGUCAGCGAGCUUUCCGGCAAGCCGUGAGCAGUGGGGACCUGCCCUCGCCGGACAUUCCUCUGCCCUCUCCCCUCCGUGGCUGGAGGGGGACACACACACACACACACACAGAGCCAGGAGAGGCCCCUGCGGCCCCCAGGGCCUCGCCGUGCCCCCCCCCCCCCCCCAGGGAGGCUGCCCCACACUACCAGCGCUGAGCUGAGGCCGGGGGGUGCUCAGCUCCUUUUCCCACCCCCAAUUCCCCCUCACCGGGGCGCUGAAGCCAUUUGACUGUUGUGUGCCAAACCCCUGCCCUGACCUUCCCCCCCCCCCCCAUACACCACGUGGGGGUUGGGGGCUGCUCUGUGCCCCCCCAGACUCCUGCACUUGCACCCCAGUUCGGUGGGAAAGAGGGGCUGGAGGAGACGGCCACGUUGGGGUGAGGACACAGGUCUGUCCCUUCUCCUUGUCCGGCUGAAGCCCCGUGCCAGGCUCUGGGGGGGCCAUUGUGUUCCCCCCCCCCCACCUGGCUCCCUGCAGCAGGGGAUGGGGGGGCAGUCUGUGCAGGGGACCCCCCUCCUGGGUUGUUCCCUGGAGCUUUGGGCUGCCCAAAUUUCCCCUUGGGGCUUGGCCGAGCUCAUGUCAUGUGUAUGUGUCCCCCCCAACUCCCGGCGGAGGCAGAGCGCGAUUUGCCUUAAGCAGAGACUUUUAUCCAUUUUUUCUUUUUUUUUUUUUUUUGAGGGGUAGGGGGGGGAAUAGGGAGUUGGGGGGGGGGGGGGGGGGAUGAUGCGGGGGCGACUGCGCCUUCGCUCUACCUGCGAGCGCCGGUGCCGUGUUCCGGGCUAUAAAGGGAAUCAGCGCGAAGCCGCCCGCACGCGGGGGCACACGCCGGCAGCGCUGCGGCUGGGGGGGGGGGGGGAGCGCCCACGCCAGGCUCCCCCCCCCCCCCAACGUUCCCCCCGGGGCUUUCUGCCCCCCUUUUUUUGUCCUGGGGGGCGGGAGGUGGGGUGUCCAUCCCCACCCCGUGUGCCUGCAAGGGGUGAUGCCUCCGGCCGGCCCCGGUCAGAAUUAAAAGCCUUGCACUGUUUGCA